UCUACAUUCAGCUUCUACAAUUAGCAGAAUACGAUUACACGCACGUACACCAAUGCCGAGUGGAGAUUGAUAGAACAAUUUAUUAUUGCGGAAUGUCAUCACAUGUGUCAGCUGUUCAAAAUGGAAGGUAUCAGGAUUGCGGGCCAAUGCCACCGAAUAUCGGAGUGCCACAUUAGCAGGAUCAAUUUCAAUGGACGGCAAGUGUUCGGGAACACAAUACGCCGAUCCGUACGGCACGUGGGACAAUGUAGUGGUGCAAGCAUCACUCAAAAUUAACAUCAAGGAAUAUUAUGCUACUGUAAAGAUAAGACAGAACAACGUGAUUUUGAGCAAAGGAGAGGUGUGCGUAUUUACGGAUGGAAUGUGCCUAACCGACGAGGAAGGAAAUGCGUUUUGGUCGACCAGGCCGGAGUCGUCCUGUAACUUCGAUAACUACAAGGUGCUAUAUGAAGGAUUUGCGACCAAAUUAAAAACCAUGGGUAAUACGGAAGUAUACCCGGACAUAUACACCAUCACGACUCAAGACGUUACAUUCACCUUGGAAAAAAGAGCAGAGCAUCAUUUGUGCGGAUAUACUUUACUACUGAGCGAGCAUCCAAAAUUAUUCAUUCUAGAGACGCAGAAAGGAAGGACCUUUGCGUCAAAAGCAAAAUUAUCAGUCGAAAACCUCGAUCUGUUCGCUUAUGUUAACUCCAAAUUUGUUUACCUCGAAAAACACAUAAGAACGCAAAUGACAGCCCUGUACAGCGACGUAAUUAGGCAAAAGUGCGAACUAGAAAAACAGGUCCUUAAGAACGCUUUGGCAUUAGCAACCCUCCGCCCAGAUGAGUUCGCUUAUACAAUCAUGAAGGCAGCUGGGUACAUGGCAGUAACUGUAGGGGAAGUCAUUCACAUAGUAAAAUGUACACCCGUCCCAGUCAGCAUUAGGCAAUCAGAAGAAUGUUACCAUGAACUACCUGUCACGCACCAGAAUAACAGUCUUUACCUGACACCAAAAUCGAGAAUACUGGUAAAGACAGGCACCAUAAAGGAAUGCAACGCACUACUACCAUCCAUGUACUACUUGGAGGGGAAUUGGUACAGACUGACACCGAAACCUGUGGAGGUACUCCCUCCUCAAACACUCCAACCAUUAACAAAGCUAGCAUGGAAAUAUAUUAAUACCAAGAACUUAAUGACGAGCGGAAUAUAUACGCAUCAAGACUUGGACAACUUACGGGACCACAUCAUGUUCCCCGCAGAGAGACCAGGACUUUUAAAUACAAUUGCCAGAGGAGCGACAGGACACCGCAUCCCACCUAACACUGUUUCGAUGUAUAACUUAUUGGGAGAAGCAGACAUCAACAAAAUUACGGAUAGCGCAAUCUCGAAGCUGUGGCAAGGCUUUUUAGCAUUUGGAUCAGCAAGUGCUGGAAUGAUCGGAUUAUUUAUCCUAGUUAAAGGCGUAAAAUUAUGUGUCGACGCCAUUAUCAGAGGAUACGUGCUCCAUACUGUCUAUGGAUGGAGCUUACAUCUGUUAGGAGCCAUCUGGAGUUCGUUGACGCAUCUACUUCUUCAUCUGGGACGAUCAGAUAAGCAAGACGGAAGGAAGACAACAAAGGGUGAAGGAAAUAGUGAUACCAUUGAAGUAACGGUGGACGACACAAAAGAUGAUGCUACUCCGACACCCGCAACCAGAGGAAGUUCAAAAUAUCCGAUUCUCGAAAGCAUCCUAGCAGCUCGUAAAAACAAGUCGUCAGAAAUAGAAAUUUCCUAACGACUCAAUUAAGGGGGGAGGUGUCACGUCGCCGUAUAACGACGUGUGGUACCCAAGCAUCUCUA
Vespa mandarinia (Asian giant hornet) is the source of this 1821-nucleotide messenger RNA. RefSeq lists its product as uncharacterized. The record is from RefSeq and is a predicted model, not a curated record. Lineage: Eukaryota; Metazoa; Arthropoda; Insecta; Hymenoptera; Vespidae.